UGUCUGCUGUUGCAUUGCCGGUCGCUGUCUCAUUUCGCCACAAAAUUUUAGUAGUUCCUGUGGAAUUAAAGCGCAAUGUAUUAAAUUAGUGAAUAGUGUGCUAUUGGAACAUUCGCUUGCUACUAAUAAGUUCGAAGAUAGGGCAACGCGACGGAAGAAAACAUGCCCAACUUGUAGAGUCGUGCUAGAUAAAGUAAACACACUAAAGAGUGCUUUGUUCAUAUUUAUUAAGUUAAUGUUAAGUAAUUCGCUUCAAUUAGCCGCACGUAACUCGCCAUUUAACCAGUCUAGCAGUACUUAAUCAAAUUUAUAUUAUUUGCGCAUUACUUUAAUAUAAACACAAUAACGAACAAAUAAAAUAAGAUGACGUCGCCAAAAGAUGUGCGGCAACGUAAGGCUAGAAAUUCAGCCGAAAUUUAGUGACUUACAGAAGGCAUAAGCAAUAGCAUAAAUUGUGGUUUUAACAGGUUUUAGCGGCUUAGCUUUCCAUGACAUGGGAUAAACUAUUAGAAACCUUUGCACUUUCAGAGGUAUAUUCGUAGUUUUUCGGGAUCAAGAGGAUAUACUAGUUCAUAUCUCAAUUGUUGCUUGUCGCUUAAAUUGCAAAUACAAAGACUUUUCAUUAAAAUAUUUUUUUUGUAAUACUAACCUAAUUUAAAAUAUAUUGUAUAGGUUAUUUGCCUUUUAAUAUCUAUAUAAAUGCAUAUAUAUUUGCUAAGUUCAGCGAUGCUGUUAAGUAAUUAGCAGUUCUAUCGUUACAAAUACCUACAAGCUAUUUAGUGUUUGAUCAAAGUUUAUUUUUCUAUAUAUAAAAUUGCACGUUUGAUGCCAAGUUUAAUGACAUUAUUGUAGUGCGUUUGUUGGUGAUUAAAAAAAAAAACAAAUAGUGACGGGAAGUUUUGUUGUGGUCAGGGCUCAUUUAUCAUGAAUAGAUUUAAAUUAUGUUUUAUUUUUUUCUAACUCCACUCUUUUGUCAGCUGCAUAAAAAAAAAAUAGAGACUUUGCGUUCUACGAAUAUAAAAGCAUAAAAACCAAGAAAUAAUUUAAAAUUAAUCUAAGUUUAAUAAUGUAAUAUAUUUAAUUUACUGUACACUUCCAAGUACAAUAUUGCAAUAUGAUAAGAAAAAGUUAAUUUACAAAGCUUUUCCAACAAGAUGUCUGAAAAUACCGACAUACUACAUUUGCUAUUUCAUAAUGUGCUUGCAAAAUAUAUAAUCACUAUUGCCGUAGUUCUUAAUGCUAAUUAUACGAAUACACACUUCACUGAUAAGAGAGAGAUAUGUAAUAAAUUCUAUUGUAAAAUUUUAAAAUUCGGUGAUCUUAGAUAAGAUAAUAAUUUGUGAAUGUUUUUAAAAUGAUAACAAAAUGCUUGUCGUUGAAUUGAUGCACAGGUAAAUCUUGAACUCUUACUAGUAAAAUGACAUUUCAAAAUAUUUGCUCUUUUUACAAAAAAUAUUAUUUAAAUUAUUAAUUAAAGAAUAUGUUUAAAUAAAAUUAAAAAAUUAGCAAAACAAAUACAGAAGUUCUUUAAAAUAAAUAUUUUCUAACAGUAAUAUAAAAAAAAAUCUAUAUAUUUAUUUGAACAAUAUUUUAGUAUUACCCCAUUGUAUUAACUUUACCGAUAUGUAUUUAUUUUAAUAUUCAAAAAAUAGCAAAGUAAAUUCACAAGUUUUUUUAAUUAUAUAUUUCGUUACAUAAAUAUGUUAUAUAAAAUAUUUAAUAUUAUAUAUAUAAUUUAUUAGAUUAAUACCUAAAAAAAUAUAUAAUAAAAUAUGUAGGAAAUAUUACGAUAUGCGGCUUAUCGUUUACUUAUAUUCUACAAUACGAUAUACGUGCUGAAGUGCUCAGCUGGUUUUCGAUAACAUCAUUGUACUUGUUUUUCACACGUCCUUCUUUUACGACAACAAAUUAUUUUUGACAUUUCGGUUUGCCGCAUUUACAACAAUUAUACUAAAACCUAGACAGUCUUUUACAAAGUAAAACUUUAUAUUUAUACAGCCGUUUGGCUUAAUUUAAGUUUAUUUAGACCAUAAAACGCAACAACAUGUUUAACUAAAUUUAGUAUAAUGAUGUUUGAAUACCAAUUGUUGAACACAAAUGAUGACCAAGCAGGUGGUGCUGCUACCAUUCGACGAAAAUCUAGCAGUUCCAACGGUGGUGGGUCGAAGGGGUUACCUAGAGGACUAAAGCUUUCAUUUCUUUGUCUAGUGUUGUCAGCUACAUUUCUGCUAUUCUUUUUCGGUGUGUACGUGGACUCCACCAGCCCAUUUUUGGUACGCUUGGCAUCGAAACUAGGUUAUACACGCAAUCAGUUUGCAGUUAUCAUCGACGCUGGUUCGACCGGUAGUCGCGUUUUGGCAUACAAAUUUGAUAGAAGCUUCAUUGACAACAAGCUGGUCUUAUCUGAGGAGCUUUUCAAAGAACGCAAGCCGGGACUCUCGUCUUUUGCGGAAAAUCCAUCUCAAGGUGCACAUUCCAUUAAACUGCUACUUGAUGACGCUAAAGUGUUUGUACCCAAGGAAAAAUGGUCAACAACGCCUUUAGUGCUUAAAGCAACAGCCGGCUUGAGGCUACUGCCACAACACAAAGCCAAAAAUCUCUUAAAUGCCGUGCGUGAACUUUUCGAAAAGUCGGGUUUUAGCGUUGAGCCAGACGCAGUAGAGAUUAUGGAUGGAACUGACGAAGGAAUUUUUUCGUGGUUUACAGUUAACUUUUUGCUUGGCCGCCUUUCCAAAAUCAAUCAAGCUGCUGCUUUGGAUUUGGGUGGCGGUAGUACUCAAGUCACAUUUGCACCUACCGACCCCGAUCAGUUACCGCUCUACGAAAAAUAUAUGCACGAAGUGAAUACAUUGAAUCGGCAAAUUGCUGUUUUUACGCACAGCUAUUUAGGGUUAGGUUUGAUGGCGGCGCGUCACUCAGUAUUUACAAAGGGUUACAGUAAGGAUGAGAAUAAUGUGGAAUCUGUAUGUGUUAAUCCGAUAAUUAGCAAUCGUACAUGGACUUACUCGAAUAUAGAAUAUAAAGUGAGUGGCAAACCGAAUCCGAAAUCUACUACUGAAGAGCCGAUCGUAGACUUUGAACAAUGCUUAGAGGCAGUCAAAACUCAAGUUUUGCCAUUGGUUGAACCGAAACCCUUCACAUUGAAGCAACAUACGGUGGCGGCUUUUAGUUAUUAUUUCGAACGUGCCAUAGAAUCUGGGCUUAUUGAUCCGUUCCAAGGCGGUGAGAUAACAGUGUCUGCUUACCGCAAAAAGGCGGAAGAAAUAUGCAGCAUUGCGAACGACGAACAGCCUUUUAUGUGUUUCGAUUUGACUUUUAUUUCGGUUCUGUUGCGUGAAGGCUACGGAUUGGGUGAUAGUAAGAAAAUAAAGCUUUAUAAAAAAAUCGAUGGACAUGAAAUUUCAUGGGCGCUGGGCUGUGCGUACAAUGUUUUGACCAGCGAUGACAAAUACAAUUCCUAAAUCUAAAUUACAAUAAUGAAAAUAUCGCAAACACAUCCAAAAAGUAUACAUAUAAAAAUUUUUACAUAGUAAUAAUGAAUUGGUAGUAUAAAAAUUAAAAGUGCUUUGUAGAACGUAACUAGGAACCCAAUAUUUCUAAAGCCAGUGCAGCGGCGGCUGUCGGUAGACAUGUGCAAAUACUCGAGGCUAUUUAGGACUUAGCGGUAAUAAUUGUAUGUUGUAGCUAAACGCCUUAGUGCCUUAGUAAACUAAAAUGUUGUAACUUUUAUUUUAAUGCGAUAAUCUUAACGUAUUAUACUAGUUUGACUUUAAUUGAUUUUUUUGUGAAUAAUUGGGAUGUACUUGUGUCUAACUUAUCAUAGUUUUUAAUCUUUUAACACUAUGUGUUGGUAUUGAGUUUAUCAAUUUGUGUUAGAUAGUCGUCCUAAAUGUUAUAAUGUAUCGUGUAUAUAAAACAAACAAUUUUUUUAAACCUAUAUGACUGUAGUAGUAUAUUGUUUAAAUUGUGUAAAUAUAAAAAAAAUUGCAAUUUGUUGCAAAUGACGAUCUAAUGCUGUACUGUACUUUAUUAAAUAAUAAUAACUUAAUUAAUAAAAAUUUAAAUGAAUUAUAAACGCUCUUGCUGUCUAAAAUUUAUUUUGGCAUGUAGUUAUCGCUAAACAAUACUUCGAUUGCUGUGACAUGCAACGGAACUUAUAAUGUUGUUGUUUAUUGUGUAUGAUCAUGAUGUGUGGAUUCUUGUGUAAACAAUAUUUAAUAUGUGAAAUGCGUCUACUAUGAAAAUAUUUUGUGUGUAAAAUAUGUGUAAGAGUGAAAACAAGUAGAAAAGGCAUUACGUGUUUUCAUUAAAUAUAUUAUUUAUUAUUGUACAUUUUAUCGCUUAUUUAACACAAAGGUCUUUAAUUCUGCUUUCUUAUUUUAUCUUGACUAUUACAUUUACUAACUGUGGUUGAGUGUAAACAAAUAAAAAUAAAAAAAAUACACA
Bactrocera oleae (olive fruit fly) is the source of this 4446-nucleotide messenger RNA. NCBI's taxonomy places the organism in Eukaryota, Metazoa, Arthropoda, Insecta, Diptera, Tephritidae. The record is from RefSeq and is a predicted model, not a curated record.